Molecule: messenger RNA, 831 nt
Organism: Chinchilla lanigera (long-tailed chinchilla)
Lineage: Eukaryota; Metazoa; Chordata; Mammalia; Rodentia; Chinchillidae
Product: leucine-twenty homeobox
Exons: 6
Coding region: 1-831 (276 amino acids)
Biological process (GO): regulation of transcription by RNA polymerase II
Cellular component (GO): nucleus
Molecular function (GO): carbohydrate binding; RNA polymerase II cis-regulatory region sequence-specific DNA binding; DNA-binding transcription factor activity, RNA polymerase II-specific
Source: RefSeq, a predicted model, not a curated record
AUGCCCCAGGUGCCAGACGAUCUAAAAUACAAUCGCCGGCCACGUACAACAUUUACCCAGUCUCAACUGUCAGCAUUGAUGGAUGCCUUUCAGAACAAUAAUCUUCCAAGUCUUGCUGUUGUGAAAGAAUUGGCUGCCACACUGGAGCUCGAGGAAGUCACAAUAAAGGUCUGGUUUAAGAACCAGCGUGCAAAACAGAAGAAAAAACAGCUGAAAAUGCAGCUAGAUUCAUCACCUGGAACAUCCACGCAGCAUGUUUUGGAAAAGGAGGAGGCCCCAUUGACAAAGCCUGCUACAAAUCCUGCACCAAGCUCUGCCGCUUCAGAUGGUCAUAACCCUCACCCUCAGGAGCCCUCUGAUACACAGAUCACUGGAAGAGAUGGAGCCUCUGCGUUUCCUUCAUCCCCACACAUUCAGUGUCAUGACAUCCAGGAAGAAUCUCUGGAGAAUUGUGGCACACCUUGCACUCAUGAUUUCUUUGACACAUGUCAGUUGCUAGAACUCUACGACGUGCCUGGAGAAGAUGAUCUCAGCGUGCAAAAGAUCCCGUACACAAGGAGCAUGUCCUUGCCUGUGGGUUCUACAGUGAUGAUCAAAGGGACCCCUAACGUGCUCUUCAGAAAGGAGCCACAAAUGCAGGUGGAUUUGCGCUCCGGCGCUCAUGGGAAGUCUAACACCACCUUCUCCUUCUGCGUGUACUUGGCAAACGUCUCAGUAAAUGGCAAAUUCUGCUUCAGCUUUGCCCAUCGAAUCCCACUGAGUUCUGUGGGGAUGAUACAGGUGUGGAGAGAUGUCUCCCUGACCUCGUUCAGUAUCCAGGAGGGACCUUGA